Molecule: messenger RNA, 1875 nt
Organism: Papilio xuthus (Asian swallowtail)
Lineage: Eukaryota; Metazoa; Arthropoda; Insecta; Lepidoptera; Papilionidae
Exons: 6
Coding region: 403-1875 (490 amino acids)
Biological process (GO): regulation of transcription by RNA polymerase II
Cellular component (GO): nucleus
Molecular function (GO): RNA polymerase II cis-regulatory region sequence-specific DNA binding; DNA-binding transcription factor activity, RNA polymerase II-specific
Source: RefSeq, a predicted model, not a curated record
AUGCCAGUGUGUCUCCGGACGUCACAGAGGGAGAACGUGUCGCGAGACGCGGGAGCAUUCCCGCGUAAACAAAGACAUUGUUCGAAAGUGCUAAGAAAUUGUGCAUCUUUUAAAUACGGAAUAGAUUUGUGUAUUUAAAUUUGGAACUACUUUUAGGUGUUUAAAUACUGGCGAUACGAAGAAGAUUGCCGAAUCAAAGUUUUGGUGUAAAAUAAAAAAAACGAGUAAAUCAGUGAUAAUGGUUAAAAGGAAGUUUAUGUUGAGACAAAAUGGCGUAAACAAGUGACGACAAAACAAAAUGUCUCCUGACAAACGUAAAAGUGUUGGUGUAACAGUGUCUAGAACUUAAAAUAGCUUUUAAAUCUAAUAUAUUUGAUCUCAAUAUAAAUAUAGUGCUCAAAAAUGAUUGCAUUAAAGAAAUUAUAUGGCGACGAAUUGCUACGCCUAGCUUUAAUUCUAAGUCUUUUAAAAUCAAACCCAGAUGAAUACUUACUUGAUGAGAGCCAACAGAUAUUAGCUGGUAAUAUAUCCAAUGGAUCUGACUGGUCUUUAGAACAAGAAGCUAGAACAUUAAUCAGACCAAGGUUCGUACAUCCGAAAUCACUUGAUAAUGUACUAAUGAAUUACGAGAGGCGAUUGUUUGAAGAGCUAAAUUCGCUUGGACGUUACACUGGUAGUAAUUCCCGUGUCCUUCAUACUUAUUUAUUGAAUAAUGUAUCGACGGACACAGUACAAAAUAUACAAUCAUCGGGUGCAGACACUGACGACGAUAUUUAUUCAGACGAUAACGUAGCUAAUGAAAUUAAAGUUGAAAACGAAGAAACUAACGAAUCAAUAACAAAUCGAGAAGAUAAUGAAACUAAUCAACCAGAUCUAGUAGUAACUUUAUCAUCGAAUUUUUUUAAUAGAACAGAUGAUGUAUUCUCCGAGAUAGCAUCAAGAUCUUUCGAUGUUAAUGAAUUAUUAGUACAACCGGAAAUGAUGAUUAAGAAAGAACCAGAUUUGGAGCAGGAUUUAUUGGUUAAUGUUAAAAAAGAAAAUGAUUCAGACCUUUAUAGUGAUAACGCAAUCGAUUUUGUACCAUAUUUCACUGAUAGAACGGAGAAAUAUGAAAUAGACGAACCUAAUUCUGUGUACCAUCAAAAUCUAGCUGAUCUCCAAGAUUAUAAUGACAUGUUUGAUGUAAAAGAAUUAAGGAAUAAUCUAGACUUAGAUGUGAAACAGCAAGAGAAUUUGGAACAAUAUCUUUUGGAGAAUACACCUUUGGAUGCGGAAGUUUACGAAUUAGCCCCAAUGUUUGAAGAGGAACUGGUGUUGGAUGUGAAGAGGGAAAGAGCAAGCACUAGUUUCACUUCAGCAAGUUCUAGUGGUGUGAGUGAAAUGGAUGUAUCUAUCGAUGUAAAGUUGGAACCAGAUGAAGGUCAUCACAGCGGAGACGAAUUGACUCAAGAGGAUAUGGAUCUGAUCGAGGUCUUGUGGAAACAAGAUGUGGACAUGGGCUUCUCUCUCGAGGAUCCUGUGCAGCCGGAGGGACCGCAAGCUACUAAAGUUGAGCUUCAAGACGAGAUAGCUAAAGAACUGAAACUAGCAGAAGAGAAGAUCCAGAAGAAGAUUGAAGAGACGGAAAAGAUAGAGAAGGUGAAAGCGUCUCUUCUUGAUACUGAUUCUAAAGAGGAUGAUCCUUGGGCUGGUCUCUCUUACACUGUGGAUACAGAGACAGGUGAAUACGUGAUCCAAGGCGAACUGCCCCGUGAGCUGGUGAACAGUGAAGAGUCAAGGUUCGAUCUUCUGGAGGAGGCGUUACAACUUGUUGAACUCGGAGACGAAGCAGAGCCUAAGGAUGAACAAACUGAGGUAGACUUUCGUUCUUUCUAG